ACGUCCUUAACUUCACCUACAGCUAGACGGUAGAGCCCAAACGCUCGUCACUUGUUACGUUGGUAGCCCAAGGAGUGCUUGCUGUGUUCACGACAUAACUGGUGCCGGAGGAAGUAAAACACUGCGCAAGUAACAGUGUCUUUUGUUUAAUCUGCCUCUACAUUCUCGCGAUGAACAGCGAGGUCUAAUUGUUCAGAACGACGGUGGCAGAAGACCUGACAACAGUCUCCUCAGUAUGGAACCGCUCAAGAAAUGCGAGAAACCAAAUCCUGCGGGAAGUGCUAACCCGCUUUCCAAACUCUUCUUCUUAUGGACACGAAGCAUAUUUUCAAAAGGCUACAAGAAAGAUCUGGAAGAAUCAGACCUUUACACGAUUCUGGAGGAAGACAGAACUGACUUUCUGGGCGGAAAACUAGAAGCAACCUGGAACAAUGAAUUAAAGAUAUCAGAAAAAAAGAAGAGAAGGCCUAGUCUACAGUGGGCAGUUUUCAAGACAUUUUGGAAACAAUACGUAGUUUGUUUUUUAAUGUCUGUCAUCUCUUUCUUAGGAAUAAGGAUUAUUCAGACAAUACUGAUGGGGAAGGUGAUAAGUUACUUCACGCCUGGCAGUGACAUCACGAAGCACGAUGCGAGGAUAUACGGAGGAGUGAUGAUCGCAACGAUAUUCAUCCGCCUGGCAUUCGAUCACCACUACAAUCACCUCAGUUUCAAGGUCGGAAUGCGGGCCCGAGUAGCGUGCUGCUCUCUCGUAUACAGAAAGUUGUUACGCUUCAGCAAAGCCAGCACGGAUAACACGGCUACAGGUCGCAUCGUAAAUCUGAUGUCGAACGACGUGUGUCGAUUUGACUAUGCACCACAGGCCAUUGGAUUUCUCAUAGUCACCCCGCUGCAGACUAUCAUCAUAACGUUCUACCUGUGGACCAUGGUUGGUCCGGCGGCCCUAGUUGGAGUGGCUUUCAUCUUCGUGCAGACAAUGCCAGUACAAACGUAUCUUGGUAAACUAAUCGCGAAACUGCGGAAGAAAAUAGCAGUACGCACGGACGAGCGGAUGAGGCUGAUGACGGAGAUUGUGUCCGGUAUCCAGGUGAUCAAGAUGUACGCCUGGGAGAAGCCUUUCGCAAAACUCGUCGAAAUUGCUCGAUUGAAUGAAAUUAGUAAAGUAACGUAUUCCUCUUAUUUACGAGGCUUCUAUCUGGCUUCUAUCGUGUACCUAGAACGAUCCACGCUCUUCGCAACACUUCUUACUUACGUGUUACUGGGUUACGAUAUUACUCCAGAGAAGGUGUUUACUCUGGCACAGUUCUACAACAACCUCAACCAAACAAUGGCCAUAUAUUUCCCAGCAGCAGUAGAGUACAAAGCAGAAUCCUCAGUUUCCAUCAGACGUCUGGAGGACCUAUUGCUGGAAGAAGAAGCUGAAUGCACAACAACCAACAACAAUAAUAAAUCAGAGACAUCAAACGAGAUAAACAAUGCGAAACCUAAUGGAAUUUCUGACAGUGGAGUGGCGGUUGUGAACGCAAGCGCCAAGUGGAGAGCUGACCUCGUGAGAGACAGCUUGAGUAACAUCACAUUCCGCGUCCCUGAGGGGAAGCUGUGUGCUGUCAUCGGACCCGUCGGCUCGGGGAAGAGUUCCCUUCUGCAAGCUUUAGUGAGGGAGUUGCCAGUAUACAGCGGGUCAGUCUCCAUCAGCGGGACCAUUUCUUACGCGUCGCAGGAACCCUGGUUGUUUGUGGGGACCGUCAGACAGAACAUCCUGUUUGGACAGCCCUUCAUAGCAGAAAAGUACAAGGAGGUUAUCCGGGUCUGCGCCUUGCAAAAGGACUUCGAAAUGUUCCGUCAUGGAGAUAGAACUCUCGUUGGAGAAAAGGGCAUAUCUCUCAGUGGAGGUCAGAGAGCGAGGAUCAACCUCGCCAGGGCCGUGUACCGGAACACAGACGUGUAUCUCUUCGACGAUCCAUUGUCCGCAGUGGACACUCACGUUGGGAAACAUUUGUUCCAAGAAUGCAUCCAGACAUACCUGAGAAACAAGACCAGGAUACUCGUCACCCAUCAGCUGCAAUACAUCAAAGAUGCAGACCUAGUCAUCAUUCUCAACAACGGAGAAAUUGAAAACCAAGGAACAUUCGCUCAGAUGCAGAGUAGUGGUCUAAAUUUUGCCAAACUGUUGGCCAAAGAAGAGAAUGACAACGACAAGGAAGAACCAGCACAAGUCCUUAUCACGAAACGUCUAAUUUCAGACAUGUCCAGCACGGAUGAGAAUGAGUCACACCGGAGGUCAGUUCGAAGACGAAGUACCAGGCGCCGACCAUCUACGAGAGGGGAUUCUGUAAGCGGAUCCUUCAGAAAAGACGGUAGCCUCCGAAAUUCCUUUACUUCUGACGAUUACCAAGCCACGUUGAAAAGAACGAUGAUCAAGAGGCAUAUGCGACAACCGUCCUUAAUGUCCACCGCCUCCAACAAGAAAAAAAGAGGGCCAAACAAUAAAUCUGAGGGCGCUUCUAAGCCGCCAACUGGAGCUAACAUAUUAUGGAGGGGCACUAGAAGGAUGCGUGGUGCGCUGAAAAACAUUCUGCGCAACAGGUCCUUUCUGCAGUGCUGUCCCAUCGCAAUCUACCGCGAUCGCCCGCGUACAAACAGCCAGGAAACCGUUAGCAACAUCAGCGAACGCCAGAGUUCAGACGACAGUUGGUUCGGGGACGACAUGGACGAAUGUGACGAGGAGAACCAAGAAUCAAGAAACAUCGGGACCAUCAGCUACAGAACGUACUGGCAGUACUUCAGCGCUGGUGGCAGUGUUUGCUUCUUCCUCGCGACGGCUUUCAUGCUCAUACUAGCGCAAGUGAUAACUAGCGGCGCUGACUACUGGGUAACAUUUUGGACAAACGAAGAAGUGGUAAGGCAGGCGCAUUUGGAUUCGCUGAAGGAAAGGUUGGCAGCAAACGAAAGCCACAGACCACUGCCUCCCCUUGUUGAGGACUACACCAAAGUAAAUAAGCGCGACUCGCUCAUAAUAUACGGAUGCCUUAUCAUCGCAGCCAUGUUCAUCACAUUAAUACGCUCAAUUAUGUUCAUCAAGACUUGCAUGAAAGCAUCGACCAGGCUUCACAACGCCAUGUUCUCAUCGAUACUUCGGGGCGCGAUGCGCUUCUUCGACACCAACCCUUCCGGAAGGAUCCUCAACAGAUUCUCAAAAGACAUCGGAGCUAUCGAUGAACUUUUGCCACGCUUCAUGCUAGAGUCGAUUCAGGUCUUCCUCGUCCUGAUUGGUAUACUGACCAAUAUCGCCAUAGUCAACACUUAUUUCAUAUUACCAAUGGUUGUCCUCGGCUUCUGCUACUACGGAGUUACAAUUGUGUACCUCAGAACUUCAAGAAAUGUCAAAAGACUGGAAGGAACAACUCGCAGUCCUGUGUACUCUCACCUGUCAGAUACGCUGACUGGCCUCACGACAAUAAGAGUUUCAGGAGCACAGGAAAUGGUGCGAUGUGGUUUCGACUCGAGACAGGACGACCACACUGGUGCAUGGUCCCUUUUUUUGGCCACAAGCAACGCGUUCGGUUUCUGGAUGGACAUUCUGAGCUCACUGUUCGUUGCCAGUAUUACACUCACAUUCUUCAUACUUGAAGAGAACAUAGGCGCAAAGGUUGGACUGGCGCUGUCACAAGCACUUAUAGUGACAGGAAUGCUUCAAUAUGGUCUACUGCGAGCUACUGAGGUGGUGAGUCAGAUGACAUCAGUGGAAAGGGUGCUCGAUUACACCAACAUUGAGAAGGAAGCGGAUCUGGAGUCUGCACCAGACAAGAAACCUGCGCCUACAUGGCCGAGUCAAGGAGGCGUUGAAUUCGAUCAUUUAUAUUUGAAAUAUGGAGAAGAUCAGCCGUGUGUACUAAAGGACCUCCACUUUAAAAUAGCUCCAAGUCAUAAGGUUGGAAUAGUGGGACGGACAGGUGCUGGAAAAUCAUCAUUAAUAUCAGCCCUCUUCCGCCUGGCCAAACUCGACGGUUCUAUCAAGAUAGAUGGCAUCAACACGAAUGAUAUCGGUCUCCAUGACCUACGGGCGAGAAUCUCAAUCAUCCCACAAGAACCUGUUCUUUUUUCGGAGUCGCUCAGACAUAAUCUCGAUCCUUUCGACCAGUUCAGUGACGAAGCCCUAUGGAAUUCUCUCGAAGAGGUUGAUCUGAAAGCAGCUGUGACUAGCCUGGAUAUGCAGGUUCAAGAAGGAGGAAGCAAUUUCAGUGUCGGACAAAGACAACUGAUAUGCUUGGCUAGAGCAAUACUUCGUAAUAACAAGAUAUUGGUGCUGGACGAGGCUACAGCCAACGUUGACCCAGAAACGGAUACCUUCGUACAGGAGACGAUACGAAGGAAAUUCAAGAACUGCACUGUCCUGACAAUCGCUCAUCGACUGAACACUAUCAUGGACUCUGACAGGGUCCUUGUCAUGGAUUCUGGAACCAUGGUCGAAUACGACCAUCCGUACGCAUUGCUACAGAGGAAUAAUGGAUACUUCUUCAAACUGGUGGAAGAAACUGGUCCUACAAUGGCUGACCAACUGCUGAGAGUAGCAGAAGAGGCUUACAAGAAAACGUAUCAAAUUGAUGGAAUACCAGACUACACUGCUCAACAUCUUCGUACUCCCCGCCGUGAGACCCUAAAUCUCAAUCACUAUGAAAAUGUACAUAGAAGUUGUAAGGUGUGCUAGAUCCAU
Molecule: messenger RNA, 4711 nt
Organism: Zootermopsis nevadensis
Lineage: Eukaryota; Metazoa; Arthropoda; Insecta; Blattodea; Termopsidae
Source: RefSeq, a predicted model, not a curated record